This is a messenger RNA of Spinacia oleracea (spinach), 1983 nucleotides long. RefSeq names its product protein FAR1-RELATED SEQUENCE 5-like. NCBI's taxonomy places the organism in Eukaryota, Viridiplantae, Streptophyta, Magnoliopsida, Caryophyllales, Amaranthaceae. Bases 1 to 1983 code for a protein of 660 amino acids. The transcript is spliced from 7 exons. Gene Ontology annotation, molecular function: zinc ion binding. The record is from RefSeq and is a predicted model, not a curated record.
AUGCGCGAAACCCUAAAAUUGAAAUCUCUCUCCUCCAGCAGCAACUUCUCUCUCCUACAACAGCUUCUCUCUCCUCCAACAGCUUCUCUCUCUUCGAGCUUCAACAAUGGAGGACGAUUUAAUCGAUUUGAAUAUCGAUUUAAAUCGCGCGCAAUAGAAGAAAAAUUGUAUAAUUAUGACGAAAACUUAGAGAAUCAUAGAGAAGUAUAUGAUGUUGAAGAUGAAGAUGAAGGCACAUCUCAGCAAGUUAUGGUUGCAAAUCAAUGUAUUGAAGAAGGUUCAAUAAUACAUUCAAUUGAUACAAACCACAACAUUUUUGAAAAUCCAAAUAAUGAGCAGGAAGAAAACAUUGAUAAAGAAUUAGAUGGCAGUUUAAUUGGAGAAGCAAGGAAAACAACCGAUGAGAUUUAUGAUCUAUAUUGCAAACAUGCUGCUAUUAUUGAUCCCGAGUUCUUUUUCAGAGUAAGACUCAAUGCUGAAGGAAAAGUUGAGUGCCUAUUUUGGAGGGAUUCUAUGAUGAGAGAAGAUUACAAAAUAUAUGGAGAUGUUCUAGUUUUUGAUACUACAUUCAGAACCAAUAAGUACAAUCUCAUAUGUGCUCCAUUUGUUGGUAUCAAUAACCAUUGGAAAAACACAAUGUUUGCUUGUGCUUUCAUUGGGGAUGAAACCACAGAAUCUUUCGUUUGGGUGUUUGAAACUUUUCUGAAGGCUAUGGGAGGAAAGCACCCUAUAUCAAUUUUCACUGAUCAAGAUGCAGAUAUUGCUGCUGGAAUAGAACAGGUUUUUCCUUCUUCAAGACACAGGUUAUGCUUGUGGCACUUGAGUAAAAAUGCAAACAGUAGGUUUGGUUUAUUGAAGUCUGAUAAAAACUUCAAAAACGCAUUCUACAAGUGUUUAAGUGGGUGUAUAACACCAAAUGAUUUUGAAGAAACUUGGAAAUCUAUGAUCAACACUUUUAAGCUGGAAAAAGAUGACUGGUUCAACAGAUUGUAUGGUCUUAAAGAAAAAUGGUGUACAGCUUUAAGUAAAGAUUUUUUUUCUGCCGAUAUACUUUCUUCACAAAGAAGUGAAAGUACAAACCAUGCUGUUGGUUUUAAAGCAAAUAAAAGUACAACAUUAACAGAGUUCUAUAGUAUUUUUCAAGCUACAAUAAAUCGAUGGAGAAAAACCGAAGAAAAAGACGACUUUGACUGUACAAGGGGAAUACCAACUUCAGAGCUAAGUAUGAGUGCUAUAUUAAAACAGGCAGCAAAUGUAUACACGAUAACACUUUUUCGUGAUUUUGAAGAAGAGUUCAAGCUUUCUGUGGCAAGUAGUACAAUGUUCAAGGGAAGUGUAGGAAGAACAAUGUUUUUUGAAGUGUGGAUAGAAGGAAUAACAGGAUCAAGGCAAGAAGUUCAAUACAAAAUGGAAGAUUCAACCGUCACUUGCACAUGCAAAAACUUUGAAGAAUCUGGAUGGUUGUGCUUCCAUUGUUUAAGAAUAUUGCAUUUACAUUCAAUCAAUACAAUUCCAGAUCGUUACAUAACAACAAGAUGGACUAGAUAUGCAAAGAAACAGAUAUGGGAAAGGGUUGAUACAAUAAAAAGGGAGAAAGGUGAAAUCAACAAUUUUACUGGUUGGAGAUUACAUAUGAUCAGAAGAUACUAUAACUUAAUUUUGAAAGGGCAUAAGAUAGCAAAGGCCAGAAAAUUUAUCGAGGAGAAGUUUAAAAUGGAUAAUAAAGCAGUUGAUGAAAUCAUAAAAAAGGAAGAAGAAAGGAAGGCAAAAGAAGAAGCUGCAAAGAUAGCAGAACAAGAAAAGGCAAAAGCUGAAGCACAACGAGAAACACAAGACGGGGAAUCAACUAAUUCUGAAAUAACAAUUGUGCUUGAUCCUGAUCGUGCUAAUACUAAAGGAAAGAGUAAGAAGAGAAUAAAGGGUCAAUAUGACAAUUACAAGCAGCCAUCAAAGAAAGGAAAAAAGAAACACAAAGAAUUUUGA